AGCUUAAUUCGUUAUCCGCUGGAUACUGAAUUUGAUAAUAAACUCUGUCGGAUAUCCAUUAAAUUUGACGGUGAAAUCCGUCGGUAUCCUAAAUUGGAUAGUGAAAUUCGUCGGACAUUCGUUAAAUUUGAUAGCGAAAUCCUUCGGAUAUCUGUUAAAUUUGAUAGUGAAAUCCUUCGGAUAUCCGAGUGA
Molecule: messenger RNA, 192 nt
Organism: Racocetra persica
Lineage: Eukaryota; Fungi; Glomeromycota; Glomeromycetes; Diversisporales; Gigasporaceae
Source: the annotation of a GenBank genome assembly